Malaclemys terrapin pileata is the source of this 3282-nucleotide messenger RNA. It is a transcript of the gene ZBTB37, whose product is annotated as zinc finger and BTB domain containing 37. The coding region runs from base 102 to 1613 and encodes 503 amino acids. NCBI's taxonomy places the organism in Eukaryota, Metazoa, Chordata, Testudines, Emydidae. The transcript has 4 exons. Gene Ontology annotation, molecular function: DNA-binding transcription factor activity, RNA polymerase II-specific; RNA polymerase II cis-regulatory region sequence-specific DNA binding; protein binding. Gene Ontology annotation, biological process: regulation of transcription by RNA polymerase II. The record is from RefSeq and is a predicted model, not a curated record.
UUCCGGGGUGCGGCCCGCUCGGGGGGUUUCGCUUCCGGGACGGUGUUCCGGCCCGUUCCCACCCCCGGGAGCUGGGUUGUACUUCUACAACUGGGGCAGCCAUGGAGAAAAGUGGAAACAUUCAGCUGGAGAUCCCUGACUUCAGCAACUCUGUCCUGAGCCACCUCAACCAGCUGCGCAUGCAGGGCCGCCUGUGUGACAUAGUGGUCAACGUUCAAGGACAAGCUUUCCGUGCUCACAAAGUGGUGCUGGCUGCUAGCUCGCCCUACUUCCGUGACCAUAUGUCAUUGAACGAGAUGAGCACGGUCUCCAUUUCAGUCAUUAAGAACCCCACUGUUUUUGAGCAGCUCCUUUCCUUUUGUUAUACCGGGCGGAUAUGCCUGCAGUUGGCUGACAUCAUCAGUUACCUAACGGCAGCCAGCUUCCUGCAGAUGCAGCACAUUAUAGACAAAUGUACGCAGAUCCUCGAGGGAAUUCACUUCAAAAUUAAUGUGGCAGAGGUUGAAGCUGAACCGAGCCAGACUAGAACAAAGCAUCAGGAGAGACCCCCAGAGUCUCACCGGGUUACCCCAAAUCUAAACCGCUCUCUGAGCCCACGCCACAACACUCCAAAAGGGAGUCGUCUAGGCCAAGUCAGCACUGUGCUGGACAUUCGGGAGCUGAGCCCGCCUGAGGAGUCCACCAGCCCUCAGAUAAUUGAGCAGAGUUCAGAUGUAGAGAGCAGGGAGCCCAUACUGCGGAUUAACAGAGCAGGACAGUGGUACGUUGAGACAGGAGUGGCAGACCGUGGGGGACGGAAUGACGAUGAUGUUAGGGUUCUUGGAGGAGUGCGCAUUAAAACAGAGAACCUGGAGGAGUGGCUGGGAACGGAGAAUCAGCCAUCGGGAGAAGAUGGGAGCAGCGCUGAGGAGGUCACGACCAUGGUAAUUGACACAACAGGCCACGGAUCGAUGGGCCAGGAGACUUACACAUUAGGGUCAUCAGGAGCCAAAGUGGUUAGGCCAACCAGCAGUGAGAUUGACAGAUUUAGCCCUUCGGGCAGCAUGGUUACUGUAACUGAGCGGUACAGAUCGAAAAGUGAGUCUCCCGGGCGGAUGGAUGAGCCUAAGCAGCCCAAUUCCCAGGUGGAGGAGUCUGCCAUGAUUGGAGUGAGCGGUUAUGUUGAGUAUCUCCGUGAACAGGAAGUGUCUGAGCGGUGGUUCCGGUACAACCCGCGGCUCACCUGCAUCUACUGUGCCAAAUCCUUCAACCAGAAAGGCAGUCUAGACCGGCACAUGCGUCUCCACAUGGGCAUCACGCCCUUCGUCUGCCGCAUGUGCGGUAAAAAGUACACCCGCAAGGAUCAGCUGGAGUACCACAUCCGCAAGCACACAGGCAACAAGCCCUUUCAUUGCCACGUUUGCGGCAAGAGCUUCCCCUUCCAGGCCAUCCUCAACCAACACUUUCGCAAAAACCACCCUGGCUGUGUGCCUCUGGAGGGGCCACACAGCAUUUCCCCCGAGACCACCGUCACCUCCAGGGGGCAGGCGGAGGAAGAGUCUCCCCCGCAGGAGGAAGCUGUUGUGGCAGGGGAAACGGCACAGGGAUCUGUGUCCACCACUGGGCCAGAUUGAAACGGGCUGUGGGGGAGGACCCUCUUCCCGUUUGGCUGUAAGCAGUCAGCACCGAGACGGCGGGCUGGUACUGGUAUCAGUGCAAUGCCACCAACGGACGGGAUGUUGCCAAAACAGAAGAUUAACAAAAACAAAGUGCUAAAAGCUUUCCCCCUUUUCCUCAUCUCCUUGGGAAAAAACAAAACUGGGUCAAUCGACUUCUGAUUCAGGGAUCGACGGGAUUUUUUAAUGUUUUUAAUAUAUUCAAUAGCGAUCCAGGAGAAGCAGUCGUUUUAUUUCUUGACCGCAUUUUGGCUCAGCACCUCGGUCUCUGUGGUGGUGUUGGCUGUAAUGGCCCUAAUUCAGUGAGUGCAGUGCACAGGUGUCUGUCUUCGCAACAGCUGCUGGUCCAUCACAUGAGGUAGCAGGGGCAAGGAACACUUACCGUCCCCUUUUCCCAGGUAGUUGUCAUGUUAAAGAAAUCUCACUCUCCUGGUGGAUCUUGCCCUGCCUGAGUGUAUUUAUCCUGUCUUAUUUUGGUGUGUCUCUUUUAAAAUUUUAAUUAAACCAUUAUUUUAGGGCUUUCUGCUUGCCCUUUCCAGGCGUAUGGCAUUCUGCCCGCUGGUUAAAAGCAGGCAGCAACCUUUGAGCAGUAUUCUAGAGGUCAGCAAAAUCUGAAGCGCUUAGGCUACUGAAAGUAAAAUUAGCAGCUGUGAGGUUUGCAUUAGACUUGUCUACAUUUUUGGGGGAGGGGAUUUGGGGCAGGGUGCGCUUAUUGGUGCUAGUAUUAAUAGCACAGAGCAUUCCAACUUCCUGACCGGUUUCUGCACACUGCAGUGCUUCACAUGUUGCCAACAGUUAGGAAGAGGUUUCUUGUCUGGAUGAAUUGACAAACGAGAGGCUGGCUACCUAAGUCAUCUUUGGCGUCCCCUGCACUUGGUCUUACAUAACAGCAAUACUAUAUAUCGAAACAGUCCAAUCCCAGUGAAAUUAUCAUGGGUUGUUGUUUUUAACUCUGUCUCCAUGUAUUAGUUUGAUAAGUUUAUAUAAAUCAAAUGCAAAAAAAAUGACAUUAACUCCUCAUAACGGUUCAGGAAAUUCAAAGCUGUUGCUCUUACAGUAAUCGUAACUCUGUCCCUUGCACAUGUUAUAUUCCAAGUAGCUCUGAAGUUAAGGGUAAGUGUACCAAACCCAGAGAGACAUGCCUGCAUCAUGUCUCAGACAUGUUUGCACGUGCGUAUGUGUUUAUAAAUAAAAAAGCAGUGCAGGUACAUAGGUGCAAAUUCAAAAGAGCAGAUGUCUUGAUGCCCUUUUAAAAAGUCUUUAAAAAUAUGCAAUAGUUUAAGAGUUGGCUUUGGUGCUGGGUUUUAUGUAAGUGCAAAUAGGAAUGAACUACUGGUCCUACUGCUUUUGGAGCUUGGAAUUAGGGGACGCGGCGUGUCUGAAGGAAGCCUGUCUUCUGAGGGAACAUAGUGUGUGAUGUGGGAGGAUGAACAUUAGGCUGGUGGGAGGAGCAAGGAGGCGUCUGAAAAACAGUGUAAACAUUAGCACAGAAUUGGCGGACAGGAGACCUCAGUUUUAUUCCUUUCCCUCUUAGUGACUUGGGGUACAUCUACAUACCAAAAAAAGACCUGUGGCAGUGAGUCUCAGAGCCUGGUCAGUUGACUCAGGCUAGCAGGGCUCAUGCUGC